Molecule: messenger RNA, 4279 nt
Organism: Contarinia nasturtii (swede midge)
Lineage: Eukaryota; Metazoa; Arthropoda; Insecta; Diptera; Cecidomyiidae
Product: platelet-derived growth factor receptor alpha-like
Exons: 9
Coding region: 181-4122 (1313 amino acids)
Biological process (GO): protein phosphorylation; cell surface receptor protein tyrosine kinase signaling pathway; multicellular organism development
Cellular component (GO): signaling receptor complex
Molecular function (GO): ATP binding; transmembrane receptor protein tyrosine kinase activity
Source: RefSeq, a predicted model, not a curated record
CAGACGUACAUCAAAUUGCUACAAUCGCAAUUUGGAGUCUCGCACAAACAGACCAUAAUUCAAUUAUCAAACAUUUGACUCAAUAUAAUUUUGUUGGUUUUUUUAGUGUACUUUUCUUUAAAAAAAUAAAUUCAUCAAUAGAAUCAGUAUAGUGAAUGUAUUAUCGGUCCAAAUUUUGCGAUGGAAAAAAGAGACAAGUUGAAAAUAUUUUUGUUUCAAGCACUGAUGAUUGUAUUUGUGAUGCAUUCAUUGGACACUUUACAUGUUUCGCCACCGAGAAUGAUUUUGCAACCGCCCAACUACGAAAUCAUUCGUUUUAUUCAUGCAAGUUCAAAUGGAACCGAUAACAGCCUUUUGUUGGAAUGUAAAGCCGAGUCAACCAUUACAGUGACUGCGACAGAAGGAGAUGAAAUAAGUUGGAUGGUUCAUUCGACAAAUUUAACCCUCGAGUCAAUAAGACCUUCAAACAAUAUACUUGAUUUCAAAUAUAAUUGGACGAAAGAUGGAAAGCCUUUCGAUUGGACUGCAAAUAGUCGUGUGGAGCUUCGACUCGGCGAGGGAACAUUAAUCAUAAACAAUCCACACGAAGAAGAUAACGGCCAAUAUCAAUGCUUUGCACAGAAUGAUUAUGGUGUCGCCACAUCGAAUUCGGUGUUGGUGCGAAUAUUUACAUCGAAUCCACCAGAAGACGAAGAACCAAAUUUAGAAAAUGCCAUCGAAGGACGUCCAUUUAAAUUCGAUUGUCAAGCGCCCACUGAGUGGCCAAAACCAUUACUCUUUUGGAUUAAAUUAAGUAAAAUCGAGAAGAAUAUUACGGUGUUUGAGCAGAUUGAUGACGUUGAACGAUUGGGCACCGACCAUUCAAGCGAUCAUAUGAUCUUAGAUCAAAACGGAACUUUAUACUUUUCUCAAGUUUCACGUAGCGAUGCAUCGGAUGGUUUUCAUUAUGCGUGUGUUGUCACAACAAAGUCGACGGAUGCAUUUCAAAUUUUGAAACGAAUUGAUUUAAACGUAACAAGUGAGCCAAUAGCUGAAAACACGUCUCUGCCUAAAUUGUUGUUUAAAAGCAAUGAAUUCGAAGAAGUAAUGUGGGGCGAAGAUAUUACGUUGAUUUGUAUUUUUGAUGUGCGUCAAAAUGUGACAUGGAAAAAAGACGGAAAGUCCGAGAUUGACACAUAUGGAGUUUAUAUUAAUGAUCGAUUGCCCGAUAAGCAAAUGUCAUUUACCAUAAAAAAUGCGAAACAAUUCCAUUCGGGAGCAUACACAUGUGCAGACGAGUCUUCAAAUCAAACGCAUACGAUGAGGUUGACGGUGAAUGUCCCGCCGUUUUUCAUUAACCAGCCAACCGUGCAAAACUUAAGAGUAAACGAUACAGCGAUAAUUAAGUGUUUGGGAGGUGGAAUACCAAAAGUUAUAAAGAAAUGGACUCACAAUGGAAAACUAAUCGAAGAAUCAUCUCGAGUAAUCUUCAAACAAAAUGCGUUAGUGAUAAAGAAUGUCACUGAAAGUGAUAUCGGCAAUUACGGUUGCAAUGUUUCCAAUUCCGUUGGAUAUGCUUACAAAGAUGUUUAUUUGAAUGUUCUUGAGCCAUUCCCACCGGUAUUCAUUGAAACACCCGAUCAUUUAACGUCACCUAUGGUUGGUGAAUCAAUAAUUUUACCUUGUCGUGCAUUCGGUGUGCCAACACCUCAAAUAAGAUGGACCCGAAACGGUCAACCAUUGCCAGCCAAUUUAUACACAACAUUUCAAAAUGGUGAUUUAAAUGUUCGUUACGUGGAAAAAGCACUUGAAGGUAAAUACACUUGCUAUGCAUCCAACAAUGUGGGUCAUGUAAAUGAAACGUCAUACUUGUACGUUAGAAACCGAAGACAGGUAAUCAUCGAAAGUGAUCGUGGUAGAAUUGUGUUUGGCGGUUCGGUGAAAUUAAGUUGUGCUGUGCCCGAUGAAUUUGAAGAAUAUACCAUCAAGUGGUUUUUUAAAAUGCUUCCAAUAAAUGUCGAUGAUAAUUCAAAAUUCACUAUAAGUGAUAAUACAUCUCUGAUCAUUUCAAACGUCACCUCGAAUGAUACGGGCCCCUACAAAUGCGAAGCCAUGUUUGAUAAUCAAAAAGAGGAAAAUUCUAUCUAUAUACUUGCUGGAUAUGAUCAUGAAAUUUUCGAUAAGAUGUGUAACUGUGGAAUAAUGCGUCGGGAUCACCCUUUUUUGGAUUCAGAGUAUGCAAUUAACUAUAAAACCCAAAGCAAUCAGGAUCAAUGGAAAACCUAUAAUUCAUCCUUUAUACCAAUUUCAUGGGAAAAUUACACAUUCAACAUCAGUGGGGUGCACGAUAAAAAUGGUUCAAUCAUAACCAAAACUGGUCACUGUGUAAACCGUCCAAGUAUAGGUCAUAGUAAGCUUGUGUGUGAACAUACAACAUCAUCAAAUUUGGAUAUCUCAUGGGAUUUACUAGAAUCGAAUUCAUAUAUUGAUUAUGAUACCAUUCGAAUGUAUUAUACACGUAGUGACACAAAUGAAACACACCCAAUAGACAUCACUGACCUGCGUAAUGGAAAAUUUUUCAUUUAUGUUGACCCAAGUUACUCAUAUACCGUUUAUGCUGGAGUUAGCACGUCACAAAUUUCAGAAAAAACUUUUGCUGAUUGUAGUCCGCCACGCUUAAUGGACAGAAUCAAGGAAAUGUCGGUGUUUGUUGCCAUUAUAGGAUUUAUAAUGUCAGUGGCUUGUGUUAAACAUUUGAUCGAUGAAAAUCGACGCUGGAAAAAAUAUUAUGAUUUCAUAACAUAUUUUAAUGUUGGAUGCCCCGAAAAAUAUGAUGAAAGUGAUCCACUGUAUAAAAAAGCACAACAUCUUCCCUACGACCUAGAAUACGAGGUCAGUAAAGGAAGAAUUCACAGAGAAAUCAUCCUUGGCAGGGGUCAAUUUGGAAUUGUGCAUUAUGGAAAGGUAGAUAAAAUCAUGGAUCAUGAAGAAAAAACGGAGGUUGCCAUAAAAACGGUUAAAGACAAUUCAGACACAGAGAGCUUGCGUGCACUAGUGAUAGAACUAAAAAUUCUAAUUCAUUUGGGUCAUCAUUUGAAUGUGGUUCGACUACUUGGGGCAAAUACUAUUAAUAUCAAGAAACGUGAACUGUUUGUUAUUCUCGAAUAUUGUCCAUAUGGCAAUCUUCAAAAAUUCAUAAGGGAUCAUCGUCAGUAUUUUGUUGAUCAAAUCCUUUAUGAUGACGAUAAUAUAUGGAUUGAUCAGGAAAUAACAACACGAUAUCCAGAACAAUCUGCUGAUGACAAUGACUCAGGCAUCAAUAGCGAACAAUAUCAACCACGAAAGAAAUAUAUCAUUACCAGCAUACCAGAUAACUCUGGAGAUGAGAGUUCAAAUGAACCGCAAUCCAAUUUAGUAAAAAGAGUGGCUCCAUUGCGUUCAUUAUCAACCACCGAUUUAUUGCAUUGGUCGUAUCAAAUUGCACGCGGCAUGGAGUAUUUGGCAUCACGAAAAAUGGUACACGGUGACUUGGCAGCACGAAACGUUUUACUUUGCGAGGGGAAUGUGGUGAAAAUUUGCGAUUUUGGCUUGACACGUACAAUUGACAAAGACUAUAUAUACGUUGGACGUCAAGAAUCUCCGUUGCCAAUCAAAUGGCUUGCACCCGAAACGUACAAAAACCUUCAAUUUUGGACGCCUUCGGAUGUGUGGUCUUUCGGGAUCUUGAUGUGGGAAUUGUUUUCUCUUGGAAAAACUCCAUAUCAGGAUAUAGAUCAUAGCAACCACAAAAAUCUUUUCGAGCGCAUAAAUGACAACUAUCGAAUGAAGAAACCAGAUUAUGCAACACAGGAAAUAUAUGAAAUUAUGUUAAACUGCUGGCAGAUUGUUCCUGAAUAUCGUCCACCAUUCAAUCAACUGGCGAGACGAAUCACAAGAAUGAUUGGAAAAGAUGUGGCCAAGCACUAUGAUGAUUUGAAUGCACCAAAUAUCCAAGCGAAUAGGGAACGUUUUAACUCUACUAAAAACAAAACAAAUCAUAUUUCACUGGAUGUUGAAGAAGAACCAACUCCAUCAAUAUCUUCACAAUCAACCGAUAAAAAUCUACCUGAAUACAUUCCAAUGACUCCAUUAGCAAUGAAAUAACUAUUCACAUAUGUGCGUAUUUAUAAUGCAUUUGCUGUGUCAUUGCUAUUUAUGGAACAUUGGCACAGAUAAUUCUACAUUCCAUAUUAGAACACAAAAUAUUGAUUGAAAGAAAUAUUUUUUGAAUAAAUAAACAACACGAUUCAUUUUAACGCAA